Messenger RNA from Penicillium brevicompactum, 891 nucleotides. RefSeq lists its product as uncharacterized. The transcript has 3 exons. The coding region runs from base 1 to 891 and encodes 296 amino acids. Gene Ontology annotation, molecular function: oxidoreductase activity, acting on the CH-OH group of donors, NAD or NADP as acceptor. The record is from RefSeq and is a predicted model, not a curated record. Gene Ontology annotation, cellular component: cytoplasm. NCBI's taxonomy places the organism in Eukaryota, Fungi, Ascomycota, Eurotiomycetes, Eurotiales, Aspergillaceae.
AUGAGCGUCAAAGUUGCUUUAAUCACAGGCGGAGUCAGUGGACUAGGCCUGUCUGUAGCCAAAGCUCUGUCCACCUCUGAGAACUGGACUAUACACAUCCUCGACAUCAACGAAGAGGGCGGAGCCCAGGUAGCCAAAGAGUUGCCCCGAACAACCUUCCACCGAACAAAUGUGACCAAAUAUAGCGAGCUUGCAGCGGCAUUCCAGAGCACAUUCGAACAAUCCAGCCGCCUGGAUUUCGUCUUUGCCAAUGCCGGUGUCAUUGAGCGAAACAACUUCUACGCCACCCCAGACGCAGAAGAUGGCAGGGAUGUCUGCCCACCACCAGAGCCCGACCUGCUCUCGAUCGACGCCGAUUUGAAAGGUGUGGUCUUGACGACCUACCUGUCUCAGCACUAUUUCCGGCAUUCGCCUCACAAGGGUCAGGGUUGUAACCUGGUGAUGACCGCUAGUUGCGGCGGACUAUACCCGUCUUUCUAUUGCCCGUUAUACUCGGCCGCUAAAUUCGGUGUCGUGGGCUUCAUGCGCUCCGUCUCACAACAUUUCCGCGCAAAUGGAGUCCGUGUCAACGCCAUCUGCCCUAGUAUCAUACGCACGAAUCUGGUCGACUCAGUUGGCUGGGACAGUUUCCCACAGAAUCGGUUCGUCGAGGUGGAGAACGUAGCCCGCGUGGUCCUCGCGCUGAUAGAAGGCGAACCGGCGGGCCAGGGUUUGAAGGACGCGACUGGGAGGCACCUGCCCCUGGCGGAGCUAUACGGAGUCGCAGUGGAGAUCUCGGACAGCGGGUUGUAUUUCCGGGAUCAGCAUGAUUUCUGCGAUGAGGGUAUGCGUGAGGUCAUGGCGGCGACGGUGCUGGAAAAUCAGGUCGGUGCUAUUCUCAACGGCGAUUAG